Messenger RNA from Hemibagrus wyckioides, 682 nucleotides. It is a transcript of the gene polr2i, whose product is annotated as RNA polymerase II subunit I. Lineage: Eukaryota; Metazoa; Chordata; Actinopteri; Siluriformes; Bagridae. The transcript has 6 exons. Gene Ontology annotation, biological process: transcription-coupled nucleotide-excision repair; DNA-templated transcription; maintenance of transcriptional fidelity during transcription elongation by RNA polymerase II. Gene Ontology annotation, molecular function: DNA-directed RNA polymerase activity; nucleic acid binding; zinc ion binding. Gene Ontology annotation, cellular component: RNA polymerase II, core complex. The record is from RefSeq and is a predicted model, not a curated record. The coding region runs from base 98 to 478 and encodes 126 amino acids.
CGCGCAUGCGCAAUGUAAGCUUGGCUGUUCCGCGCGCGCUGGUGUACCGGUGUUGAUUGUUGUAUUUGUGAUAUUGUUCAGCUGUAAUAAAGUGUGUAUGGAGCUGGAAGGUGCUGCGUGUGAACCCGGGUUCGUCGGGAUCCGGUUCUGUCAGGAAUGUAACAACAUGCUGUAUCCAAAAGAGGACAAAGAGAACCGCAUCCUCCUCUAUGCUUGCAGGAACUGUGAUUAUCAGCAGGAAGCUGAUAACAGCUGCAUCUACGUGAACAAAAUCACACACGAAGUUGAUGAGCUCACACAGAUCAUUGCUGAUGUGUCUCAAGAUCCAACACUGCCCCGUACCGAAGAUCAUCCAUGCCCCAAAUGUGGCCACAAGGAGGCGGUGUUCUUCCAGUCACACAGCAUGAAGGCUGAGGAUGCGAUGAGGCUGUACUACGUGUGUACGGCUCCACACUGUGGACACAGAUGGACAGAGUGAGGGAGAAAUGGAGAGACUCACUCGUUUAAUUCAUCACUAAGGCUAAUGGGAUACAGUCGCUUCCGUAUAGAGUGACUCUUCUUUAGCUGAGCCAGAUCUGUGUGUGUGUGUGUGUGUGUUCAGAGGCCUGAGGUGCGUGUGUGUGUGUGUGUGUUUAAUAAUGGAUGCUUGUAGUGUUUUUCUUAUUAAAAUAUUUUUUAAAGA